This is a messenger RNA of Xiphophorus couchianus (Monterrey platyfish), 1418 nucleotides long. RefSeq names its product collagen alpha-1(XII) chain-like. Bases 77 to 811 code for a protein of 244 amino acids. The record is from RefSeq and is a predicted model, not a curated record. The transcript is spliced from 8 exons. NCBI's taxonomy places the organism in Eukaryota, Metazoa, Chordata, Actinopteri, Cyprinodontiformes, Poeciliidae.
AUCCAAUACAUUAUAUUUACCCCACUACAGGGAUGUUUGAGUGCAAAUAACGAACAGCUGAUGUGAGGUCCUCACCAUGGACUUCUACAAGGUAGCAUUUCUGCUGGGAGCCUUCAUCUGUACUGGGUUACGAGCUGACCAACCGCACAUCGCUGCAGGAUCUCUGUGUGAAAUGUCCAAAGUUGACAUUGUGAUGCUAGUGGACGGUUCUGAGAGUAUUUCCAACAGAGAAUUUCAUGAAAUGAAAGCAUUUAUAUCCCAGGUAGUUCAGAACCUCCCCAUUGGUCCCAACCAAGUGCAAAUAGGUUUGACUCAGUUCAGUACCUACAGUAAAACCGAGUUGGACCUGAACAGCCACGAUAACAAUCAGACUCUGCUGCAGGCCAUUGAUGCAAUUCAACACAUGAAAGGACUCACAAAAACGGGAAGAGGUCUGGAUCACGUCCUGAAACACAACUUUCAGCCCGGUGCAGGGAUGCGUCCAGACUCAAAAAAGAAAGUCGUUCUGAUCACUGAUGGAGAUUCUAUGGACAAGACAGAAAUUCCUGCACAGAAUCUGAAAGACAGUGGAAUCGAGAUCUAUGUUAUUGGUGUGGGCCAUCAUGUUCACAGUCAGCGUGCCAUUAACCGAUGGAGGACCAUUGCUUCUGAAGACACAGAAAAUCAUUUAUAUCUUUUUUCAACUUACCAAUCAUUCUAUGAUGCUGCUAUCAAUAUAUCCAGAAACCUCUGUCAUGAUGCUACCAAUCUGGAAAAACAAGGGCUGCAAGCUGAUCAAACCAACUCAACAGGUUUCCCUAAUGACGAUUGAAGUCAGACAUUCAGCAACUUUUAAAUAGAAUCUGAUUAAUACUGAGGCCAGCACUGUGUCACUUUGUCUCUUGUAAUGUCAAAUUGUUUGUGUUUAAUUGAUUGAAAAUUUUUUAAAAAGUAAAACCUCAACAUCAAACAUUUUUUUCUUAUUUCUUCCAUAUUCACUAUACUGUAUUGCAGGAGAACAUAGCAUGUUACAUUAUACUAUCCUGUGUGUAACAUACAUUUUACUGUGCUAAUAGUAUAAUAUGGCAUGUUACACCAUGUGUGUAAAAAUCAUCGUACUGUACUGUCUCUAUACAUGAGCAAAGCAUAUAUGUUUUUAUUAAGACACAAUUUUACAUGUUUGGUUUUAUAAUGACCGAGUGUAUCAUUAUGUAUUUUACUUUUAUGCAUCUCAUACACAUAUAUGACAUUUUAUUGUGGUUCACAGUCUAGUAUGUUGAAAUUUAUCAUGAGACAUAGUCAAGUGCGAUUUAUCACAUUACACACAACAUAGUAUGAUUUAUGAUAUGACACAUAGUUCAGUCUGGUUUAUUUCAUCAUGACACAAUAUGAUGUGAUUUGCAAUUAAUGUUUAACAAUAAACCGACUUAUUUUUUACA